Fusarium verticillioides 7600 is the source of this 1259-nucleotide messenger RNA. RefSeq lists its product as hypothetical. Lineage: Eukaryota; Fungi; Ascomycota; Sordariomycetes; Hypocreales; Nectriaceae. The transcript is spliced from 2 exons. The record is from RefSeq and is a predicted model, not a curated record. Gene Ontology annotation, molecular function: metal ion binding. The coding region runs from base 63 to 323 and encodes 86 amino acids. Gene Ontology annotation, biological process: protein histidyl modification to diphthamide.
AACACAACAUCACCGAAGACUUUCUUAUUACGACCAUAUUAGCCAUCAAACUAAUAGCCACAAUGUCCGACGACGAGGGUAUUUCUAUAUACGAUGAAGUCGAGAUUGAGGAUAUGACUUUUGACGAGGCUAUGGGAGUUUACCAGUUCCCAUGUCCUUGUGGCGACAAGUUCCAAAUCACACUCGAAGAUUUGCUGGACGAGCAGGAUAUUGCCGUGUGUCCUAGUUGCAGUCUCAUGAUUCGGGUUAUUUUUGAUCUGGAUGACUUACCAAAGCCACCCACUUCAGGCACCUCGGGCGGACAGGUUCUUCUAGCCGCUUGAGUGAAGCAAGAAUGGCGAUAGGAAUCAUACAUAUUGCGACUCCCCAUGCAAAGGCCCGGCACGACAGUCGCCCUUCCGCCGUGAGCACGACACCCUCUGAGGAGCUUGAGACUUCUGUCCAACUCGGUACCGGUAAAUCGGCCUCGAACUUCCGGAAUCCUUGAAAAUCCCAUUUUCGCAACGUCCUCAGCCCAAUACGAGCAGCAACCCCUUCCUCUGGUAGGACAAGAGUGGCCCCAGGGUAUCUGGAAGCCUGGCUCACUCGAUGUACUCUGUCUAGGGUGUUGCAAAAAACAUGAGAGUCGCUUAAACGAAAACCCACCCAUGUGUCACCAAUCCGAUUGUCGUGUUUUUUUUUUUUUUUUUUUGCAAUCCUAGGCGUUCUGUGUCGCUGCCACAAUUAGCCAACCUACAAGGGCGACGGGCAGGGAAGAAGCGAUUGAGGCCCCAGUAAGAUAAGAGUACAACACAAACGUGAUGCCGGAAAUAAAUUUGCCGCCACUCCGCUGGUUAAGGGUUACUGCCGAACUUCCAAAGACAAGCAGGGCCAUGAGAGGUUCAAGAAGGCCGGGGAAUAAGAGAAAUACAUUUCACGGAAAGACAUCAGACAAUGGUGGUGGUAUGCGAUUAGUAUUAAUAUAGCUGGAGAUAAUUCUGCUCCAUUGGUCUAUCUAUUAUAGUCAGGACAAACCAUUCCCGAUCUAUCUCCAUCGAAAGUUAUACGCGCACCAGCACGGUUCCUCCAGGACUAUAUGCAUCGGAAUGCAGCAUGUCCUCAUAUCCACCAAACCCUGUACAAGUUCCGAAUGUCAAAAUUUACAGGGCAAGGGCAACGGCGAGAGCACCAGCGAGACCGCUGAGGCCGAGGGCAGCAGCGCCGUUGGCCGGGGUGGAGCCGGAGCCGGAGCCGGAGCCAGAGCCAGAGCCGGGCUUAGU